This is a messenger RNA of Xenopus tropicalis (tropical clawed frog), 1255 nucleotides long. It is a transcript of the gene slc25a47, whose product is annotated as solute carrier family 25 member 47. The transcript is spliced from 6 exons. The record is from RefSeq and is a predicted model, not a curated record. Gene Ontology annotation, biological process: transmembrane transport; carnitine biosynthetic process. Bases 280 to 1161 code for a protein of 293 amino acids. Gene Ontology annotation, cellular component: mitochondrial inner membrane; mitochondrion; membrane. NCBI's taxonomy places the organism in Eukaryota, Metazoa, Chordata, Amphibia, Anura, Pipidae.
CUGUACUGACUGUUCUGACCUCUACAGCUUGGCUUAGUACUUCUCUGCACUCCGUACUGGACACACAUUUUUCCUGGCCUGUACUCUUUAUUUUGAUUUCAUUCCAGGAGGAGGAAAGGUGCUUAUAAGCCAGGAGGAAAUAAAGGUCGGAAGAACAUCGGCUGGAAUUAGCACUAUUAGAACAAUCACUGGCUGACCAAGUUAUCCGUGAAAGGGCUUAGGUUUAUCGCUGAGAAGGGAGAGAAGCAGCGAGACAGUGUAACUGAAGCACACUGACAGAUGGCUGACUUCAUUGCUGGGGCCUUGGGAGGUGCUUGUGGGGUUAUGGUUGGAUACCCUCUUGACACUGUUAAGGUUAGAAUUCAAACGCAAAAAAACUACAAUGGAAUUUGGCACUGUGUCCGCUCAACGUACAAAAUGGAAAGAGUAUCUGGGUUUUUCAAGGGAGUGUCAAUGCCCAUGUCCAUGGUAUCUGUCAGCUCAUCUAUUGUGUUUGGUGUAUAUAGAAAUGUUCUCCGCAAUCUGUGCAAGUUAAAAUAUGGAACAACAGCAGUGAAGCCAUCAAAGUUUGAUAUAUUCCUAUCUGGCUAUGCCGCUGGGGGAGCUCAGAUUUUAGUCUCAUCUCCUGCUGACAUGGCAAAGGUUCGUCUACAGACUCAAAUGUGUCCACCUAAUUCCACCACAUGCUCUUUGCUGACUGGGCCCAAGUAUUCAGGCCCGAUUAACUGCCUGUUGACAAUAGUGAAAGAGGAAGGAUUUCUUGGCCUGUACAAAGGCUCCUCAGCUUUAAUGUUCAGAGACUGCCACUCCUUCGCAACCUAUUUCCUGUCUUAUGCCAUUUUACGGGAAUGGCUUCUACCGUUUGAACAAAGUCACUCAGAAUUAAUCGGAGUUUUAUUUGCUGGCGGUUUUGCUGGAGUGGUGGCCUGGGGCAUCGCUACCCCCAUGGAUGUCAUUAAGUCUCGCCUGCAGGUUGAUGGAGUUACAAAGCAGAGAUACAGAGGGGUGAUUCACUGUAUCACUGAAAGUGUAAGGCAAGAAGGGAUCACUGUUCUGUUUAAAGGACUCUCACUGAAUUGUCUGCGGGCCUUUCCUGUGAACAUGGUGGUAUUUCUUACAUAUGAAGCUAUACUGAGACAGAUCAAACCACUUUCUGUGUGAGCAUAACUUUGCUUUCUUUUUGUUUUUGUAUAGUGUAAAUAUAAAUUGAUUAACAAAGGUAAAAAAAUAAAUAAAUACAUUUCCUGUUUGAAAA